Maudiozyma barnettii is the source of this 1152-nucleotide messenger RNA. RefSeq names its product steryl deacetylase (gene SAY1). Lineage: Eukaryota; Fungi; Ascomycota; Saccharomycetes; Saccharomycetales; Saccharomycetaceae. The transcript has a single exon. The coding region runs from base 1 to 1152 and encodes 383 amino acids. The record is from RefSeq and is a predicted model, not a curated record.
AUGCUACAGAUGAAUCUCAGUGGUGUAUAUUUUAUAUUAAAGAUUAUUUUAAUCUUGCCCAUAAGAACUGCCAUUUCCUGCUAUGAGAUAUGGCAUAAUUACGCAAGAAAAAUAACACUAUCAUUUGUUAGGAGAAUACUUAUGAGAGAGGCAUUCUUGUUAGGUGAUUCUUCGACAAGCCAAACCGUUAUUAAUCCUGUUUUUGAAUUCAUAGAUUCUUUUUUUCUAAAUAAAUACCAAGAUAUUAGUGGAUAUAUGACUGAAACAGAUUACGAACUAAUAAGACCUCGCUUGAAGGAAGGUUCGAUAUUCUUAGAUGUACAGAAAGGUAUAAGGACGAAAUACGUGUGGUACUCUAAACCUGAAGAUUUUGAUCCUCUUAAAGAUCCCGUAAUGAUAUUCUCACAUGGUGGUGGUUUUGCCAUCAAACUAGUACCUUUAUCAUUUAACUUCCUUAAUAAUUUAUCGAAAUAUUUCCCUAGAAUGGGUAUAAUAAUUCAUGAUUACACAGUUACAGUGGCAGAAAAAGGUGAGUACCCCUUACAAUUGCUCGAAACAGUCGUCCUAUAUGAUUAUGUAACUAAGGAACUAAAUUGCGAACAUGUUUAUCUAAUGGGUGAAUCAGCUGGUGGUAAUAUUGUCUUCGGUACAUUACAAUUCUUAAAAAUAAGUAAUAGAAGGUUACCAGAUAAAGCUAUUGUUCUAAGUCCUUGGUGUAAUCCAACUUAUGACUCAAUGAAGACAGGAAUAAGAGAUAGUCUCUCAUAUUCUGUCAAUAAAGCUAUGGACGCAUUAUCUUUUGAAGGUUUGGAUUUAUUUACCAGAUUAUUAUUACCAAAGUCGUAUGUGUUCAAUGAUGAUCCUAUGUUGGAUGUAGAGCAAAAUUUUGAUACUAUAACCUGGAGUAGUAUUCUCCCUAAAGUUGAACUAUUAAUAGUAUAUGGUACAGACGAAAUAUUACAAAAUGAAAUUAAAAAUAUGAUCAAAAAGUUGGAUAAUAUACACUCCUCCAAUUUUAAUAUAUCGUACAAUGUAUUUGCUGAAGAGGACGCUGCUCAUAUCGAGCCGGUACUUAACAUGACACUAAAUCUGGAUAAAUGGUCUCGCUUACCUGCUAUGUCUAAAAUUUUGCAAUUUAUAGAGAGUGAGUAA